AUGGCCUCGCCAUCUUGCAAACCACAGAAAAAACUUUCAGAUUUUCUAAAUGAACAUCAAGAACCUUUCAUCUUAGAACUUCACUUGUUAGAAAGAUCAAAUUCCUCCAAAACAUUUACUUCAACUUCACCCCAGAAUUUCGAAACACCUACAACUUCUUGCUUCUUAAACAAAAAGAGAAAACCUCUCUUUCCAUUUUGUAAAAUUUUAACAUGUGUACACAAGAAGAAGCUUCCAGCAACAAUCAAGAAUUCCGACACAGCAAAUAAACAUCCCAACGUUGGUGUCACUAUCACUCACGAGGCUAACAACGUUGAUCGAACACAAACAGCUACCGAAACAGAUCGUGUCUCAACUGCUAGCAGCUCCACCGUGUUCCAUUCAUGCUCAGAUAUUGAUGAUGAAGAAGAAGACAGAACUUCCUUUUCGUCUCACAAGUAUCAUAAUCCUCUGUUUUCUUCAGACACUGUCUGCAACAUAGAAAUCCAAAGCCAGCAAGAUACCGACAACAGAAAGUGCCACCAGAGAUGUAUAAAAGUGUGUGUGACACAUGAAACAUUGAACAAGGAUGUUUGUGUUUGCGGUAUGGCUGUGCCUAAGGAAUCUCUAUUAUCAGCUGCUAUAUUUAGUUCACUUAUUCAUACAGCAAAGAGAGAUCAGAAGAUCUAUACUAAACAACUGCGACAGAUUCUUGAACAUAAAAGAGUGCUGUACAAGACAAAGAGGUUAUUAUUUGAUUUUGUUAGAGAAUUCACCAAAAAUAUGAAGAAAAAAGAUUGUAAGCAAUUGAUGGGAGGUGAAAAGUUGGGAAAGAUAAUAUGGAAAAGAAGAAAAGAAGGUGGUGGAAAUUAUGAGACAAAUAUUAGUAAUUUGCUGAAUUUGGAUUACUUGGAUUCAAUGAAUGAAUGGAGUGAGUUUAAGACAGAGAUGAAAGAUGUUAGUAUUGAGAUUGCUGAAGCAAUAUUGGAACGUGUAAUGAAGGAUGAAAUUGAUAUUUUGCCACCAACCACACAACAAACUUGA
Molecule: messenger RNA, 1023 nt
Organism: Lathyrus sativus (Indian pea)
Lineage: Eukaryota; Viridiplantae; Streptophyta; Magnoliopsida; Fabales; Fabaceae
Source: the annotation of a GenBank genome assembly